AUGAACGGCUACGGCUCCCCGUACCUCUACAUGGGCGGCCCGGUGUCGCAGCCGCCGCGGGCUCCGCUGCAGCGGACGCCCAAGUGCGCCCGGUGCCGCAACCACGGCGUGCUGUCCUGGCUGAAGGGCCACAAGCGCUACUGCCGCUUCAAGGACUGCACCUGCGAGAAGUGCAUCCUCAUCAUCGAGCGGCAGCGGGUGAUGGCCGCCCAGGUGGCGCUUCGCCGGCAGCAGGCCAACGAGAGCCUGGAGAGCCUCCUCCCGGACUCCCUGCGCGCCCUCCCGGGGCCGCCGGGCAGCGCCGAGCCCCCCGCCGCGCCGCCGGGGCCGUCGCCCUGCGCCGCGCCGUCGCGGGCCCCCGCCGAGCUGGCCGCCGCCGCCGCCCUGCGCUGGGCCGCCGAGCCGCCCCCCGCGCUCCCGGGGCCGCUUCCCAAGGCAGACAUGAAUGAGGAGCGGCUGGGUGAUGCCAGUGGAGCAGACAAUGCUGAGACCUACAGUGACAAAGACACAGACCAAAGGAGUUCCCCAGACAUGACUAAAGCCAGAAGUUCCUUCACCCCUGAGAGCCCUGAAAUUGUUUCAGUGGAUGAGGUUGGUUAUGCAGUUCACAGAAAUGGUGGGAGCACAGAGAGCCGUCCAGGCAGCCCCAAGUACCACCCAGAGCAGAACCACCUCCUGAUAGAAGGUCCUUCUGGGACAGUUUCUUUACCUUUCAGUUUGAAAGCCAACAGACCUCCACUUGAAGUCUUGAAAAAGAUCUUCCCUAACCAAAAGCCAGCUGUGCUGGAGUUGAUCCUGAAGGGGUGCGGCGGUGAUCUGGUGAGUGCUGUAGAGGUUCUCCUGUCCAGUCGGUCGUCGGUGGCCAGUGGUGAGAGAACGUCUGCAGAAUCCGAUGGUCUGGUUUUGCCUUCCAGUGGGCACAUUUUUGAACACACACUGAGUUCAUACCCUAUUUCCUCUUCUAAGUGGUCAGUGGGCUCGGCAUUUAGGGUUCCUGACACACUGAGAUUCUCUGCUGAUUCCAGUAAUGUUGUGCCAAAUCCUCUGGCUGUACCUUUGCAGCACCCUUUCCCUCAGCCACCACGCUACCCGUUGAUGCUGAGGAACACUUUGGCAAGAAACCAGUCCAGCCCAUUCCUGCCCAACGAUGUCACCCUGUGGAACACCAUGACGCUGCAGCAGCAGUACCAGCUGCGGUCCCAGUAUGUCAGUCCUUUCUCUAGCAACUCAGCCAGCGUUUUCCGAAGCUCGCCUGUCCUUCCUUCCCGCUCGUCAGAAGAUCCUAGGAUCUCAAUCCCUGAUGACGGGUGUCCUAUUGUGUCUAAGCAACCGAUGUACACAGAAGAUGAGUAUGAUGAAAGGUCUGAUUCUUCAGACUCAAGGAAUACUCAACACAUCUUAGACUGA
Messenger RNA from Aquila chrysaetos chrysaetos, 1407 nucleotides. RefSeq names its product doublesex and mab-3 related transcription factor 3 (gene DMRT3). Gene Ontology annotation, molecular function: DNA-binding transcription factor activity, RNA polymerase II-specific; RNA polymerase II cis-regulatory region sequence-specific DNA binding; protein binding. The record is from RefSeq and is a predicted model, not a curated record. NCBI's taxonomy places the organism in Eukaryota, Metazoa, Chordata, Aves, Accipitriformes, Accipitridae. Gene Ontology annotation, cellular component: nucleus. Gene Ontology annotation, biological process: regulation of transcription by RNA polymerase II; male sex differentiation.